GCAGCAGCAGGGGGCGGUAUGGGCGGGAACAGCCGUCCGUGUCGGUUUGUAAACACAGAAUAAGAAGCGCUUAAUCUGAACUGUCGCGGGGGUUCUGUAGUCUGGACUGAACCGGGACCGGUGUGCUGUGAUAUGGACGUUAAUGAGUCCCUGGGGAAGCAGCAGGCGGACCGGUGACGGUGCCGGGAAGCUGGACGUGCUGUGGUCCGUGUCCUACCCGCUGCUGGCCGGGCUGUCCCUGCUCAUCCUCCCGCUGCUGUUCUGCUGGCGGCGGAGCCGCAACGCGGCCGCUGUCAGAGCCGAGCGCCGAGCCACGGAGAACCGGGAGCGGGACGGCGGCACCGGGAGCCCGGAGCGAGGCGACCGGGUCCGGAGCCACCACGGGCGGGCCUUCGAGUUCAUCUCUGCGGCGCUGAGGAUCGAUGAGGAUGAGCAAGGUGACAAGCAGCAGGCGGUGGGCUGGUACCAGCGAGGGAUCACCGAGCUGGAGAAAGGCCUGGCCAUCCACAUCUCAGGACACGGAGAGAAGUCGGAGUGCGACCGGCGGCUGCAGAGCAAGAUGACAACCAACCUGAUCAUGGCCAAAGACCGACUCAAGUCUCUGGUGGAGGGUCUCUCCGUCUCCGGGGCUCAGGCGGACCUUUACAGCGCCACCUCUAGCCCCGCCCACCGCCAGGCUCCGCUGCGUUCAGGGCCGUCCGGCCGGCCCGGCGCCGUCUCCAGAAAGAGAGACUCUGUUAACCCCGCACCGACCGGCCGCCCGAAGCCUUCCUCCUCCUCCUCCUCCUCCUCUUCCUCGCUGGGUCUUCCUCGCUCCACGCCGCUCGGCCCUCAGCGCCCCCCCGCUGCCCACGGCAACAGCAAGGGGAGAACAAGUCGCCGCGGGGUUGUAGUCCGCUCCACCCCCCCGCUGCCCCCACCGCUGGAGAAGAAAGACGUGAAGAAGAACCUGAAGAACGUAGACGGGAAGCUGGCCGACCUCAUCCUGAACGAGAUCGUGGACAGUGGGUCCUCCAUCAGGUUUGCAGAUGUUGCCGGGCAGGAUUUGGCGAAGCAGGCGCUGCAGGAGAUAGUCAUCCUGCCGGCGCUGAGGCCCGAGCUGUUCACAGGGCUGCGGACUCCAGCCAGAGGACUUCUUCUCUUCGGUCCUCCUGGCAACGGAAAGACCAUGCUGGCUAAAGCUGUGGCAGCCGAGUCCAACGCCACCUUCUUCAACAUCAGCGCAGCCAGCUUAACUUCCAAAUACGUGGGUGAAGGAGAGAAGCUGGUCCGAGCUCUGUUCUCCGUGGCCAGAGAGCUGCAUCCCUCCAUCAUCUUCAUCGAUGAAGUGGACAGUCUGCUGUGUGAACGAAGGGAGGGUGAGCAUGACGCCAGCCGGCGCCUGAAGACAGAAUUCCUCAUCGAGUUUGACGGGGUCCAGUCGGGUGGUGAGGAGAGGGUUCUGGUGAUGGGAGCCACCAACCGGCCGCAGGAACUGGACCAAGCUGCUCUCAGGAGGUUCUCUAAGAGGGUGAGCAGGGGGACAGGAGAGGAGACUCGCCUCAGUCUGCUGAAGAACCUUCUAGAGAAACACAGCAGCCCGCUGACGCAGCGAGAGCUCCAACAGCUCGCCAGAAUGACAGAGGGCUACUCCGGCAGCGACCUCACCUCAUUGGCUAAAGACGCCUCCCUGGGACCAAUCAGAGAGCUGCAUCCAGAACAACUGAGGAAAAUGGAGGCCAGUGAGGUGAGGAACAUCUGUUUCCGAGACUUCGUGGAGUCUCUGAUGAAGAUCAAGAGGAGCGUCGGUGCUCAGACCCUGGAGCUGUACACUCGCUGGAACAGAGACUACGGAGACACCACAGCUGGAACAGAGACUACAGAGACACCACAGCUGGAUCAGAGACUACGGAGACACCACAGCUGGAACAGAGACUACAGAGACAUCACAGCUGGAUCAGAGACUACAGAGACACCACAGCUGGAACAGAGACUACAGAGACACCACAGCUGGAACAAAGACUACAGAGACACCACAGCUGGAACAGAGACUACAGAGACACCACAGCUGGAACAGAGACUACAGAGACACCACAGCUGGAACAAAGACUACGGAGACACCACAGCUGGAACAAAGACUACAGAGACACCACAGCUGGAACAGAGACUACGGAGACACCACAGCUGGAACAAAGACUACGGAGACACCACAGCUGGAACAAAGACUACAGAGACACCACAGCUGGAACAAAGACUACGGAGACACCACAGCUGGAACAAAGACUACGGAGACACCACAGCUGGAACAGAGACUACGGAGACACCACAGCUGGAACAAAGACUACAGAGACACCACAGCUGGAACAAAGACUACAGAGACACCACAGCUGGAUCAGAGACUACGGAGACACCACAGCUGGAUCAGAGACUACGGAGACACCACAGCUGGAACAGAGACUACGGAGACACCACAGCUGGAACAGAGACUAUGGAGACACCACAGCUGGAACAAAGACUACAGAGACACCACAGCUGGAUCAGAGACUACAGAGACACCACAGCUGGAACAAAGACUACAGAGACACCACAGCUGGAACAGAGACUACAGAGACACCACAGCUGGAACAGAGACUACGGAGACACCACAGCUGGAUCAGAGACUACAGAGACACCACAGCUGGAACAGAGACUACAGAGACACCACAGCUGGAUCAGAGACUACAGAGACACCACAGCUGGAUGAGCUCACACACUUUCUGAUCUAAAACCUCUGUUUAUGUACUUUUGCAAGAAUGUUUCUACAAAAAUAAAGACUCCUCCUCUGA
Molecule: messenger RNA, 2804 nt
Organism: Perca flavescens (yellow perch)
Lineage: Eukaryota; Metazoa; Chordata; Actinopteri; Perciformes; Percidae
Product: spastin-like
Cellular component (GO): microtubule cytoskeleton
Molecular function (GO): ATP binding; ATP hydrolysis activity
Source: RefSeq, a predicted model, not a curated record